Messenger RNA from Ectocarpus sp. CCAP 1310/34, 262 nucleotides. NCBI's taxonomy places the organism in Eukaryota, Phaeophyceae, Ectocarpales, Ectocarpaceae. The record is from the annotation of a GenBank genome assembly.
AUGAAAGGGGCGCAUGUUUACGUGCGGUCGAAGGAGGAGGGCUGGCAGCUGGGGGUGGAUCAUCAGGUUUCGAGGGCGCGGGCGGAGGACCUCCCGUGCAGCGUCCAUUUCGUCGACCUCGAGCGGCGUUUCAACGUGUCGCCGUCGCCGGCGAAAUGUUGUACGGUGGUGGAUGGUCCACCUGGCCCAUGGUGCUUUCUGGUGCACAUGCGGUCCGGGAGCGUCCGACGGAACGGGACCUGAGGAGUGCGCUGUGGUGGUG